Messenger RNA from Gasterosteus aculeatus aculeatus (three-spined stickleback), 913 nucleotides. RefSeq lists its product as uncharacterized. Lineage: Eukaryota; Metazoa; Chordata; Actinopteri; Perciformes; Gasterosteidae. Gene Ontology annotation, biological process: pore complex assembly; monoatomic cation transport; cytolysis in another organism. The record is from RefSeq and is a predicted model, not a curated record. Gene Ontology annotation, cellular component: pore complex. Gene Ontology annotation, molecular function: channel activity.
GUGUUUGUGUUGGAACAAGUGCUGGAGGGGCGUAGCCGCACAAGGGCGUGUGCCUCCACCCCUCCGCAGGAUCCCAGGAAAAGGAAACUUGACGCUGCUGUCUGCAACAAGUUGCGUGUUUAACUCCAAAAGCCAAGAUGCCCGAAAACGCAGAAGCUGUGUCAGCCACUCUCACCACCAACAGAAACUGCACCAUAGAGAUAACGAAUGUCAGCAGUAACUACUGCCUCAUCAACCCCAAGGUCUACAUGUCGAGCGGCUUCUGCCACCACCCGCCCCAGCCCACCAUCCGCACCGCCAGGACUGAAGUGUGCUCCUUCACCAAGGACGACAACACCGCCACGGGCUCCGUCGGCCUGCUGACCUACGACCUGUUCCACAUGCAGAGCCGCGUCUGCUCCGAGCGCGUGGCCAUCAUGUUUUCUGUGCCGUUUGACCACAACCUGUACAAGAACCGGCUGGCCGUGGGCGUGGUCGAGCAAACCCGGGCCUGCGAUAAACAGCUGUACAAGCAGCUGUACGAUGGGAAAGACCUCACCGGCUUCACCCGCUCCGAAGAACACGGCUGCGGGCUGGUGCACCAAACGGCGUACGUUGAUUUCAGGGCCACAAUGUCCUCCAUUGGCAAAGCCAUCGUUAAAGUGGAGCUGUAUGACAAAAUGGGUCAUUAGUUUGUGCUCGGCAGAAUAAAUAAACCUGAUUUGAUUUGACUGCUGCUGCAUGUUGACAUCUAGAAAAAAAUCCAAAAGGAGGGGAAGUGACUGAUUUUGCUGUCAUCUGUACUCUGUGUCCGCUGACAGAUAUCAUUAUCUGACAGGCAGGCCAUUGAUUCUCCAUUAGCUAAUUUCUUGGGCUUACGUGCAUUGUAAACUCCCUUUUUAUUUGAUCAUGAUAAUAAAACAUUCAGACUCAA